Messenger RNA from Penicilliopsis zonata CBS 506.65, 570 nucleotides. RefSeq lists its product as hypothetical. Lineage: Eukaryota; Fungi; Ascomycota; Eurotiomycetes; Eurotiales; Aspergillaceae. The transcript has 2 exons. The record is from RefSeq and is a predicted model, not a curated record. The coding region runs from base 196 to 513 and encodes 105 amino acids.
UCUCGGUCUCUUCCAUUCCAGAGGAUUGUCCGACGAUCUGAAAAUAAACCGUAGGUCCAUGUGGCAGACAAACUCGAAGCGUGCGUUAUCUCAUCUGUCUCCAUGUGCCAGUCAGCCAGCCGUCUAGAACACAAUCAAAUAUGACAGCAACCAAACCAAUAAGCACAAGAUACCUAGAUACUAUGACACUCGUCUAUGACUCAGUCCGUGUGGGUAUUUCUUCAGCUGUCGCCUUGUCUUGCCUCGUCUCUGGCUAGCGACCGUCGGAGGUUUCCGUCACUCCCGCCGGCGCAUCUCCUCAGGGCGCCCAAAACAGCCCGGCUGAGCGACCUCAUCUUCAUUCCAGCCCCCCCUCGCACGGUCUCCACUUAUCAUCUCCUCGCAGCCGUGUUGACUCGGCCCUCGAACUUUUCGGAAGAGUUCUCCAGGCCUUGCCUUGCGUGGCUCUUAAACUUUGCGUCGGACUCGGUAACUCGCGCGAUUGACCGCUCCAUUGCACGCCGAACUGCCUAACACUCGUCCGACCGCCUCCGUUCGACCCGCUCGAGACCGACGACGACGAAUACGACG